Molecule: messenger RNA, 1077 nt
Organism: Propithecus coquereli (Coquerel's sifaka)
Lineage: Eukaryota; Metazoa; Chordata; Mammalia; Primates; Indriidae
Gene: FANCE
Product: Fanconi anemia, complementation group E
Exons: 9
Coding region: 1-858 (285 amino acids)
Biological process (GO): interstrand cross-link repair
Cellular component (GO): Fanconi anaemia nuclear complex
Source: RefSeq, a predicted model, not a curated record
AUGGCGACCCCGGACGCGGCGCCGCCGGGGGCUGAGGGCGCGGGGCCCGCGCCCUGGGCGCAGCUGGAGGUCCCCGCCCGGCUCCUGCUGCGGGCGCUGCAGGACCAGCUUCCCAGGCUGCAGCAGCUGCUGAAGACCGUUGGGGAGGGGCUGGAGGGGUUGGAGGAUGCCCCCCCAGUUGAGCUACAGCUUCUGCACGAAUGCAGUCCCAGCCAGAUGGACCUGCUGUGUGCCCAGCUGCAGCUCCCCCAGCUCUCGGACACAGGACUCCUGCAGCUCUGCACCUGGCUACUGGGCCUGUCACCAGAUCUUAGCUUCAGCAAUGCCACUGUGCUGACCAGGAGCCUCUUCCUUGGACGGAUCCUCUCCCUGACUUCCUCAGCCUCUCGCCUGCUUACGACUGCCCUGACCUCCUUCUGUGCCAAGUACACCCACCCUGUCUGCAGAGCCCUCCUUGGCCCUGUGCUCCAGGCCCCAGGCAUAGGUCCAGCUCAAACAGAAUUACUGUGUUGCCUUAUGAAGGAUGAGUCCCUGGAGCCAGACGCCCUGGUUCUAAUGCUGGGACAGAUCUUGGAGCUGCCUUGGCAGGAGGAAACUUUCUUGGUGUUGCAGUCACUCCUGGAGCGUCAGGUAGAGAUGACCCCUGAGAAGUUCAGUGUCUUGAUGGAGAAGCUCUGUAAAGAGGGGCUGGCAGCCACCACCUCCAUGGCCUAUGCCAAGCUGAUGCUGACAGUGAUGAUCAAGUACCAGGCCAAUAUCACUGAGACCCAGAGGCUGGGCCUGGCUGUGGCCCUAGAGCCCAACACCACCUUCUUGAGGAAGUCCCUUCAGGCCGCCUUGAGACAUUUGGGCCCCUGACCACACAGCAAGGGACCACCCUCCUGGAGCUCCAUCAGCUUCCUGAAGGACAUUUCUGCCUUGGCCACCUUUCCCUGAACCCUUGCCUGGGGAUAAAGGCUGAGCCUGGCCAUUCCAGGGACCAGCUGCCUUCCUGUUCCAGGCUGCAGAGAGGCUAUCUUGGCUUCCCAGCUAGCAGGGAAGCUUCUGGCCUAAGGGAGCUGGAUGAGCUAUAUUUUC